AUGGCCGGCCGAUUCGUGCGAGCGUCGAAGUAUCGACAUGUCUUUGGUAAAUCUACGAGGAAGGAAUUCUGCUAUGACAAUUUACACAUCAGUCGAAAUGCCUGGGAUACCAACCUGGUCAAGGCCAACCCCGAAUACCUUUCCGUCAAUUGGGAGUCCAGCGGGGGCGGCGCAUUCGCUGUCAUUCCAUUGAACGAGAAGGGCAAGCUACCCGAACAAAUACCACUAUUCAGGGGCCACACUGCCGUUGUCCUGGAUACCGACUGGCAUCCAUUUAACGACCACAUCAUCGCCUCUGGCUCCGAUGACGGGAAGAUAUUCAUAUGGCAGGUCCCGCAGGACUUUACCUUGUACACUGAUGCUGAGGAAGUCACUGAUGUGGCCCCUGUGAGCAAGCUUGCUGGACACUCAAGGAAAGUUGGACAGGUUCUCUUCAACCCCGCUGCCGAAAGUAUCCUCGCCUCCGCCUCCGGCGAUUUCACUAUCAAGCUGUGGGACAUUACUACGGGCCAGGCACCCCUUACCCUGAAGCAUGGCGACAUUGUUCAGAGCUUGUCAUGGAGUGCGAACGGAUCGAUGCUGGUGACGACAUCCAGGGACAAGAAGCUGCGUAUAUGGGAUGUGCGACAAGAGAAGCCCGCUCAUGUCGGGCCCGGCCACGAAGGCGCCAAGAACAGCCGUGCAGUCUGGAUGGGCGAGCACAACCGCAUCGCCACCACCGGCUUCUCGAGGAUGAGCGACCGUCAAAUUGCUCUGUGGGAACCUGGGCGAGAUGGCCCCAUUGGCGGCUUCACCAACCUUGACUCCAUCUCUGGCGUCUGCAUGCCUUUCUGGGAUGAUGGUACGAACUGUCUGUAUCUCGCCGGCAAGGGAGACGGCAACAUCCGGUACUUCGAAUAUGAGAACGACAAGUUCGAGUUCCUGUCCGAAUACAAGUCUGGCGACCCUCAACGAGGAAUUGCAUUCUUGCCCAAACGCGGAGUCAAUGUACACGAAAACGAAGUUAUGCGAGCGUUCAAGACCGUCAAUGAUCAAUACAUUGAGCCCAUUUCAUUCACUGUGCCUCGAAGAGCCGAGACCUUCCAGUCAGACAUUUACCCGCCCACAACUGGAGCGAAGCCAGGUGUAUCCGCAAAGGAGUGGCUCUCUGGAAAGACUGAGCUACCGCCUAAGAUCGACCUGGAAAGUGUCUACGAAGGCAACGCGCCGGUGGAGGUUGCCGCUGACUUCAAACCGCCUGCCGCCGCCGCAGCUCCGGCCCCUGCUCCUACACCCAAGGCAGUGCCGAAGAAGGAGGAGCCAAAACCUGCCGCUGUGCGGUCACCACCUCCUACGAUGUCGGAGCAGAAGGGCUCUAUCGCAGCGAUGGCAUCUAAGUACCAAGACAACGAAGAAGAGAGUGAUGACGAUGAGGCAGAGACAUCUAGCUUCGAGGAAGUUGUUCGUCCGGCGCAAAGAACCUCGGCCCCUGUGAGGUCUGAUCCUAAGCCCGUCAUCUCACCCAUCAAGGCGACACCUGCACCUCAGGCUAAACUACCAUCUCCCGUCAAAUCUCCUCAGUCAUACGCCUCACCAAUUACGAGAAGCACCCCGACUCCUGCUGCCGCUAGUGCUGGAUCAUCCUCGGUCGAGGCAUCCCUCGAGCAGAUCAAGGAGCUUCUUCAGCAACAGACCAAGAUCAUUGCUACUCAGAGCGAAAAGAUUGGACAAUUGACGACGGAGGUGGAAACAUUGAAGAAGCGGGUUGCCUCAGGCACCGAAGACCGAGAAAGGAUCAGACAGCUGGAACUUGAGUUGGAGGAAGCCCGGUCAUGA
Molecule: messenger RNA, 1815 nt
Organism: Phaeoacremonium minimum UCRPA7
Lineage: Eukaryota; Fungi; Ascomycota; Sordariomycetes; Togniniales; Togniniaceae
Product: putative coronin-6 protein
Exons: 5
Coding region: 1-1815 (604 amino acids)
Biological process (GO): actin filament organization
Molecular function (GO): actin filament binding
Source: RefSeq, a predicted model, not a curated record